UGGGUGCAGGAGUCAGUGGUUGAGAGAGUGGAAAAUUCAUUUCUUGAGAAGACCUGUGAAAGAAUCCAACAUUCAGUCGAGAUGUGCUCCACGAUGUCGUUGUUGGUGCUUUUAAGCAUCAUAGGAUGUGUUGAACUGAUCAAGGUCAGCACUCCGCACAAAUAUGUCAACGUUACAAGGGGAACAGAUGUCCUGCUGCCAUGUACGUUUGUGACUUCUGCGCCGGACACAAAAAAACUCAACAUCCAGUGGGACUUUGUUGCAACGUCCUCAGCGAUACCAAAGCCGGUGUAUUACUAUCUAUCUGGAACCGUAGACAUUGCAACAUCUUAUGAGGGCCGGGUUCAGCCUCCCUUCUCUCCCGCCACGACCAAAAAUGCCUCCAUCAUAAUAAGGAACAUACAACCAUCAGACACCGGCGUGUACAGCUGUCAGGUUCACAACCUUCCUGAUUUUGAGGGAGUAUCUGAGGCCGAUAUCUUUGUGCUUGUUUUCGAGACUCCCUCGACUCCUUAUUGCUCCGUCCACGGGGACGUGGAGUCGGGACACCUGGUCACUCUGACCUGUCACAGCGAGCGCGGCAGCCCCCCCCCGACCUACACCUGGAUCAGACUGGACCAGGCCAGGACAAGGAGGCCUGUGAUGGGAAGAACGACCGAUACUGGAAUUCUGGAAAUCAGAAACAUAUCCCAGUUUGAGUUUGGGGAAUACCAGUGCAACGCUACAAAUGGAGAGGGAUUUUCAACUUGCACCUUAGAGUUAAAUCAUGAUGUGGGAGAUGGAGUGAUUGCCGGCGCAGUGAUUGGUGCGUUGCUCGGGUGUGUCCUUAUCGUCCUGGUUGUGUGGUUCAUCGCUCACACAUUGAAGAAACACAAAUACAAAGCGAUCAAAGCCUCAGAGGGCAACGAGAUGAUGAGGAGCUCUACUCAGGCCCCAGAAGCCUCAGAUAGCGUUACCAUGGCAACUACACCCAGCAACCUCCAUGCUGAGGGGGAUGGGCCCAAGGCCUAAAAAAAGAGCUGGAGAAAGAGCUCCUGCAGAUACGUCACUACACUGAACAACAGGAUCUCCAGCCCUCAGCACACGUCAUUCUCACAUUUAAUCAUCAUUAUGUCCAUGCUCAUUGUCGUGUAUGAAUUAGAAUUUUGUUACAUAUUUUCUUAAUCAAAAAGUUAAAUUGCAAACCAACACUUUUACAGCUUUUUUAAUAUAUGUUUUACUUUAAAUUGGCUUGAUUGUAUAGACACAAUGUUUGUUGACCAUUUAACCUAAUGUCCUUAAAACCAUGUUGAUGAGCCCUGCAUUGGAUAUACAAUCUACUUUAUAAAUAGAACUUUUUUACAUUACAUUACAUGUCAUUUGUUAGACGAUUUUAUCCAAAGCGACUAACAUACAUUGAGUACUGUGGACAAUCCCCACAGGAGCAAUUUGGGGUGAAGUGUCUUGCCCAGGGACACAACGACAUGCUGACUGGAGUGGGACUCGAACUUGCUAUCCCCUGAUUCGAAGUCCAUCACACUACCCACUGAGCCACAGCCGCCCUGAAACUUGAAUUUAUUGUGUAAAAUAGAAAAUUAAAGUAAAUCAACUUGACGGUAGAAUUUGCAUCAUGCAAAUUAUCAGUAUGAGUAUUUUUAAAAUAAAUAGGAUAAUAGUUCAAGAUUCAAAUCUUUCAAAUGAUAAAAGUCUUAUUAUAGGAUUGUUUGUCUUUACAGUGGAUGGAUAUGACAAUUUAAUUUGGUUAAGCAUAAAUGUAAUACAGACAAAUGCAGCUGUGAUGAUGUAUGACAA
This is a messenger RNA of Gymnodraco acuticeps, 1791 nucleotides long. Its product is annotated as V-set and immunoglobulin domain-containing protein 1-like. Gene Ontology annotation, cellular component: plasma membrane. Lineage: Eukaryota; Metazoa; Chordata; Actinopteri; Perciformes; Bathydraconidae. The record is from RefSeq and is a predicted model, not a curated record. Gene Ontology annotation, biological process: maintenance of gastrointestinal epithelium; epithelial cell morphogenesis.